AUGAAGAAAUUAAAAGAGUAAUGUUUAGAAGCCUUAAAAUUUUCUUCAGAUUGUAAAUUUAUCUUAUGAUUUUUAGUAUAAUAACAAUUAGUUCAAGUGAAAAAAGAUCUUUAAGAUAAAACAUAAUAAAUUACCAAAUUGUAAUCUGUAAUUUAGAUGAUUGAUUGUGAAGCUUCUGAUAUUUAAGAUUUAUUUUGGAAAGUUCAAAAAUAAACAUUGAAUAUAAAGUAAAGUGUGAGAGAAGCAGAAUAAAAAUCUGAUAAUUCUGAAGUGAUUGAAAAAUAAUUUGAAGAACUUUAAGAAAAGAUUAUAAAUCUUGAAGAACUUGUAUUCACUCAUCUUUUUAAUAAUAAAAUGAAUUUAAAGAAGAACAAUAAGAAAUAGAAUGAUUAGAAUAAGGAAAAUAAUGAAGAUAAUUUAAAUUUGAAAGAACUUCAAAAUAAGAAGAAGAAAUAUAUAAGUACAAUUAAAAAAACUCAGACUUAAUAUGUUAGUAAUUACAUAAAUGAGGAAUCAGAUGAAGAAGAUGAUUAGGCAUAAAAAAGAUAUAGAAAAAGAUUAAGACAUAACACUGCAAUAGAUUAAUCCAAUAAUCUAAUAAAUGAUAUCUUUAAUUUUAAUUGA
This is a messenger RNA of Paramecium sonneborni, 624 nucleotides long. The record is from the annotation of a GenBank genome assembly. Lineage: Eukaryota; Ciliophora; Oligohymenophorea; Peniculida; Parameciidae.